Cloeon dipterum is the source of this 1424-nucleotide messenger RNA. RefSeq lists its product as uncharacterized. NCBI's taxonomy places the organism in Eukaryota, Metazoa, Arthropoda, Insecta, Ephemeroptera, Baetidae. The transcript is spliced from 3 exons. The coding region runs from base 75 to 1337 and encodes 420 amino acids. The record is from RefSeq and is a predicted model, not a curated record.
AAAUGACGUAUCGCGGAAAAUGAUUCUAAAGCGCGCAGAUGAAUUUUCACUGUUUAGAGUGAAAGUUGCUCAACAUGGGGCUUCGAUGGCAAAUAAUACUUCUAGUUACAUGCUUGUUGCUAGUGGCAAUUGAUGCUGGUCGCAAGUCAAAAUCACAAUCUAGCAGUAGAGGUGUUGGUAAAGCGUCACGCUUGUCCGCGCUAAACACGGCCAGAAACAAUAAAAACGUGAAGCAGAACUCGGCGGUCAAAGAUGCAGUUUCCAAGUUCAAGAAUGGCAGAAAAAAUAAGAUAAACGGCAAUAACAACCAAGUCAUCGGUAAUCAAAAUAGAGUCAGCGGAAAUCAAAACGGCUUGAACCCUGCCAACCUGAACCAGCCCACCAUUUUAAGGCAGAAUCAGGGCCAGCUCAACGCCCAAAACCGACCUCCGAGCCCUAACAACCUUCAACAGAAUCCUCAGAGCAACCCUGGCGCCCAGCAAGUUAAUCAGCAGUACCAGGCCCCCCUUCAGUCAGGCUACCCUGCUCAGGGUGGGCAGUACCCAAUGCCAGGGCAAAUGCCUCAGCAGGGCCAAAUGGGGCCACCGCAAGGAGGGUGGCCACCACAAGGAGGGUGGCCACCUAAUUCUUACCCGCAGCCACCGCCGCCGGGUUUUGGACAACAGCAAGCGCCGAGCGGCAGCAAGAGUGGAGGCCUGUUUGGACCAAUUUUGCCUGUUCUUGACAUCGUCUCGGGAGUGAGACUGGCCGGUGAAGCUGGAAAAGCAUUGAUGGGGAUGAAAGGAAAACCUAGAACUCGUCAAGAUUCACAAGGUUCCAGGAAAUCUGCAACAAACGGAACGAUCCUUGAUAGCAAUGCGACCGUUACCAACUCAUCAGAUGGAAUGUUCCCGAUGUUUCCAGAACAAUUAUUCAACGCCUCAUUUCCUCUAUUCAACAACUCAAACGACUCGAACGGCAGCAUGCCUAUGACUUUCAAUCAGUUUUAUCCAGUAGCUCCUAAUGGAAAUGUAUCUGGGUAUCAACCUGAAGCUCAAUUCCUGCCAUCUCCUGGAAUGUUUAAUCCGUACAAUCCGUUUCAAAAUCCGAACAUGUCGUUCCCUUACGGUAUGCCCUAUCCGAAUGCUAUGCCGUACCCUUACAUGAAUCCAUUCUAUCGCAACAACCUUAAUGCGCAAAACGAAAGCGUUGUAUCAAUCCCAACCACUGAUCCCGCAGGAAAUUUGACUAAUAUGUCUGAUAUGGUGGCAAUGGAAAAUAAGGAAAAUAACAGCUCAGUGGAUAUUGCUGAUGGAGAAAUUCCCAAAACAGGCGUCGUUUACAAAUCUGGUGUGUGAGAAGGACGACACAUGCACAUAUUUUUGGUUUUUAAUGUGGUAGUAAUAUGUAAUUUUGAGUUUGGAAAUAAAAGGAAUAUUGGUCUA